AUGCCGAUGGGAAGAUCCACGAUCAAUGUCGAAACGACGCUCAGUGCGCGGGGUGCCUCGGACCUUUCCGAUCCGCACACAGCAAUUGCCCAGCAGCGCCGCGAUCAACUCACACACCGGCAGGUGAGAGAAGUCAGAACCGCAGGUCGAAGGGAGACCCAGGCAGUACGCAAGGAAAAGGUGCCUGCUACGACGCCAAGUAGACAACCUCAAGUGGUCAUCCCCAGACCACCUGCGCCGGGAGCCCGCGUCACUACCUAUGAGAAUGAGUGGCAACUGGUGGACCGAUCACCUAAGCGGGCCCGACCAGAGGAGGGACCCUCCAACAGUCCGAUCCACACCCCGGGCCGGAACCCCCCGCGCCGCGCCAACAAAGGGCUGAAAAAGCCUUCUCACCUCCCGACUCUGAAAUGA
Molecule: messenger RNA, 414 nt
Organism: Botrytis porri
Lineage: Eukaryota; Fungi; Ascomycota; Leotiomycetes; Helotiales; Sclerotiniaceae
Exons: 3
Coding region: 1-414 (137 amino acids)
Source: RefSeq, a predicted model, not a curated record